AUGGGGUUGGGGAAGCUGAAGCUCCAGCUCCCAGCAAGUUUGGUGGGCCGCCCUUCCCCACCCAUCCAUCCCAAGGCGCGUCGCUCGCGAUCGCGAAACAACACUGGUCGUAGAUUGCCAUCGCUGGGUCAACCAGCCGCACUGUGCUCAUCGGAAGAUCAGGAAAAUGCCUCGGUGCGAAUGGACGGCACAGCUGGCCACCAAUGUCACCAAGGCCCAAGCUGCUGUCUCCUUGGCCCACAAGCAGUCUGUUCUCCCAUGGCGGCAUCGAAAAGGGGAAGCUGUGACACGCUAGCGACCGAGGUAAACAAGACUAGACCGGGUUCGAACAGCUCUCCAGACCUCCCCAGCCUCCCCUCCAUGCCCAUCCUUGCUUCUCACAGCAGACGGAACACAACAAUCGUCCCCCAGUUGACCGCCAAUCUACUUCAUCCCCUCCUCGGUCUCGAUACUCCCUCUUUCCUCCACCCACCACCCCGCUACUGCAUCCAAUUGCACAUCUUCAAUUGCUGCACGUCACAACCUCAAAGCUGGCGACUUUUCAGUAAUCUUCUUCCCCAACCCCAUCUCCGUGUGAGACCCCUCAAAAGGAGCCAAGAAGCUUUUUUCUUGAUUCCUUUCGAAUUGUUUUCGAACGGUUCGAAGGGUUUUCAAGAUAGAGCGCUAAGACUCCGGCAAACUGGAUUUUGA
Messenger RNA from Plenodomus lingam JN3, 690 nucleotides. The record is from RefSeq and is a predicted model, not a curated record. Lineage: Eukaryota; Fungi; Ascomycota; Dothideomycetes; Pleosporales; Leptosphaeriaceae.